This is a messenger RNA of Talaromyces proteolyticus, 3796 nucleotides long. RefSeq names its product putative UV-damaged DNA binding protein. The transcript has 5 exons. Bases 225 to 3644 code for a protein of 1139 amino acids. Gene Ontology annotation, biological process: DNA repair; proteasome-mediated ubiquitin-dependent protein catabolic process. Lineage: Eukaryota; Fungi; Ascomycota; Eurotiomycetes; Eurotiales; Trichocomaceae. The record is from RefSeq and is a predicted model, not a curated record. Gene Ontology annotation, cellular component: site of double-strand break; nucleus. Gene Ontology annotation, molecular function: protein binding; nucleic acid binding.
GCUCGUCCUUCACAAACUCUACCACGCAGGUUGUCGCCAGAGAAAUACCAAGGUCAAGAUCAUAAUAUUAAAUAUCUGAUCUUAUUACUUUCUUUCUCUGAGGGACUGCCACUUGAAGCCUUCUACCACCGGUCGACUGUUGCCGUCUAAGCGACUCGCAGCGCCCACGAUUCCCUGCGGGACCGCCUCGAUUUGAAAUCCUGGGAGUUGGGAUCUGCCAAAUCAUGGCCUAUGUCGUCCCAAUUCACCGCGCGAGCAGCGUUCGACACGCGCUGAAGCUUCAGUUCUUCCAACCGGAGGAAGAUUGCCUGGUUGUCGCCAAAGGAGGCCGCCUUGAAUUCUACUCGCUCACCCCCGAUGGCCUGACGUUGACAAGUUCUCGUGCGCUUUAUGCAAAGGUUUCCAUGCUGGCACGGCUGCCAGUACCGGCUAAUUCGACGACCGAUCAUUUAUUCGUCGGCACUGAUCAGAAUACAUACUUCACAUUAAAAUGGGACAGCGAGAAGAAAAUCGUUCGUACAGAGAGGAGUUAUGUUGAUUUAGCCGACAAGGCAUCUCGAGAGACCCAGAAUGGCGACCGCUGUCUGAUUGACCCGAGUGGAAAAUUUAUGACGUUGGAAAUUUUCGAAGGCAUUAUCACCGUCCUACCAAUAGUACAAGCACAUAAGAGACGAGGGAAGCCGCCAGUAAUCAGCACUGGGCAUUAUAGUAAUCCGGACGAACCCCCAAUCCAGAUUGGAGAGUUGGGCGAGCCCAUGAUCACGAGGAUUGAUGAGCUUAUGGUUCGGUCGUCCGCCUUCCUACAUGUUGAGAGCAAAGCACAUCCGCGUUUAGCACUACUUCACGAAGAUAACCAGCGAAAAGUCCAGCUGAAAAUUAGAGAACUCAAUUUCGAGGCCCCCACAGAACCUGUCUUUCAAGACACGGAUUAUUUUGCUCAAGAGUUGGAUCUGGGAGCUUCGCAUUUGAUACCAGUUCCAGCGCCUCUAGGGGGGCUCUUGGUUUUGGGAGAAACUUCUAUUAAGUACAUUGAUGAUGCUAGUAACGAAACGAUUUCCAGACCUCUUGACGAGGCUACGAUAUUUGUUGCAUGGGAACGGGUUGAUGGCCAACGAUGGCUACUUGCUGAUGACUACGGUCGAUUGUAUUUCCUGAUGUUGGUACUGGAUACUCAAAACGAGGUGGAAGGCUGGAAGAUAGAUUACCUCGGGCAGACCUCGCGAGCAUCAGUUCUGGUUUAUUUAGGUGCCGGUGUAACUUUCGUUGGAUCCCACCAAGGUGAUUCCCAAGUUAUUCGCAUCGGUGAUGGCUCCUUCGAAGUUAUUCAAACCUUGUCUAACAUUGCGCCUAUUUUGGAUUUCACCAUCAUGGAUCUUGGUACCCGGGAAGGGGAAAAUUAUACCCACGAAUUCUCAUCCGGCCAGGCUCGCAUAGUCACUGGGUCUGGUGCCUUUAACGACGGAACUUUACGGAGUGUGCGAAGUGGUGUGGGUAUGGAAGAGCUAGGUGUAUUGGGAGAAAUGGAGCACAUUACCGAUAUGUGGUCACUCCAAGUUUCUAGUACAGGGAACUUUUCAGACACUCUUGUGGUUACCUUUGUCAACGAGACGCGGGUGUUUUCCUUCAGCCCCGAAGGUGAAGUUGAAGAGCUAGAUGAAUUUUUCGGAUUGAACUUGUCAGAGAAUACCUUGUUGUCGUGCAAUCUAUCUGGGGGUCGCAUUUUACAUGUUACGGAAAGUGGCGCGAGUAUAGCUGAGGUUGAGAGUGGGAUGGUUACCACAAAUUGGUCACCGGAUUGCCAGACAAUUACAUCCGCUUCAUCAAACGAGGAGCACGUCAUUCUCGUUGUAGGAGGUCAGAUUUUGUUUGUUUUGGAAGUAAAGCGUGAUCUCAAGGUCAUCUCGCAAAAGGACUUCGGCAAGGACAAUCAGAUCUCCGGUGUUACGAUCCCAUCAUCGCCCUCACGGAUAUGUAUCACAGCUUUUCCACAAAGAGCGCAAGUGUCUGUUCUAUCUUUGCAAGAAUUAAAUGAACUGCAAAGUGAAUCGCUAGGGACUGCUCACGAGGCUUUCCCACGAGCCGUUGUCUUAGCUGCUAUUUUGCCAGACAGUCCGUCAACUCUGUUUGUCUCCAUGGCAGAUGGUAGUGUUGUGACAUUCUCUUAUGAUGCGAGCAACCACUCGUUAACCGGUAUAAACAAACUAAUCCUUGGCUCGGAGCAACCAACGUUCAAGAAACUUCCUCGUGGUGAUGGGCUAUUCAAUGUAUUUGCAACAUGCGAGCAUCCUAGUCUGAUAUACGGCUCUGAGGGCCGGAUCAUCUACUCGGCAGUGAACUCUGAAGGCGCAACCCGAGUCUGCUAUUUCAAUACGGAGGCCUAUCCCGACUCUAUUGCAGUUGCAACGGCAAGCGAUCUGAAAAUAGCACUUGUAGACAAAGAGCGCACUACGCAGAUCCAGACAUUACCAAUUGGGGCCACUGUUAGACGAGUGGCAUAUUCUCCUACGGAGAAAGCGUUUGGUAUCGGGACGAUUAAACGCACGUUGCAAGAUGGCGCAGAAUUAGUGGAGAGUCAAUUUGUGCUGGCCGACGAAAUAAUGUUCCGACAGCUAGAUUCCUUUGAUCUGAAUCAAGAUGAGCUGGUUGAAAGUGUGAUACGUGCUGAAAUACCUUCUGGAAAAGAUGAAACAGGACAGUCAAUUUCCAGGGAUCGGUUCAUUGUUGGCACCGCAUAUUUGGAUGACGAAGGGGAAGAGUCGAUUCGAGGACGUAUUCUCGUGUUUGAAAUUGAUCCAAAUAGAAAACUAAAUCUGGUUACGGACCACCCUGUCAAAGGAGCAUGUCGCGCGUUGGCUAUGAUGGGCGACAAGAUCGUUGCUGCUCUUAUCAAGACUGUUAUUGUCUUCAAGGUUGAGCAGCAACGAUUCGGAAAAAUUCAACUGGUCAAAUCCGCCGUGUACCGAACGUCGACGGCGCCCAUUGACCUUACUGUUAAUGGCAAUACGAUUGUUGUUGCCGAUCUUAUGAAGAGUAUCUCUGUUGUCGAGAGUGGUAAAAAUGAGCAGUUUCAAGAAGAAGCAAAAGAAGUAGCCCGUCACUUUGCAACUGUAUGGACCACAGCAGUUGCAGAUAUUGGACUGAACCAAUGGCUUGUCAGCGAUGCUGAAGGGAACCUCAUUGUGCUUCGCCGGAACGUGGAUGGCGUUACAGACGAAGAUCGACGACGCCUAGAAGUAACCAGUGAGUUGCUUCUCGGUGAAAUGGUAAACAGGAUCAGACCAGUCCACAUCCCUCAAACUUCCACGGUUGCCGUGACUCCGAAGGCAUUCCUAGGGACGGUCGAAGGAUCAAUAUACCUUUUUGCAAUCAUCAACCCGGAACAUCAAGACUUCCUCAUGCGUCUUCAAACUACAAUCGCUGCCUACGUUGACUCUCCAGGUCAAAUGUCGUUCAACAAAUUCCGAGCUUUCCGCUCGACAGUGCGUGAGGCCGAAGAGCCGUUUAGAUUUGUUGACGGUGAGCUGAUUGAGAGGUUUCUGGAUUGCGAGCGGCCAGUCCAAGAGGAGAUUCUGGGCUUAAUAGGUGCCAGUAUUGAGCUGGCGACGGUGCAGAAAAUGAUUGAAGCCUUGAGGAGAUUACAUUAGUUAUUGGUCCAAUGAGUCAAUCGUGUGGAUAAAUAUAUCAAUUGAUAGAUUAAUAGGAUGGAAGUUUAAUGACUAUCAACAUGCAUCAAUGUUUUGGGGACUACAUGAAUUUCAUCAUAAGCUAUAUCACAUACCAAAGUGAUAUCUAUAAU